This is a messenger RNA of Symbiodinium sp. CCMP2456, 3624 nucleotides long. NCBI's taxonomy places the organism in Eukaryota, Dinophyceae, Suessiales, Symbiodiniaceae. The record is from the annotation of a GenBank genome assembly.
AUGUACAUCAAGCAGGUUAUCAUCCGUGGCUUCAAGACCUAUAAGGAGCAAACGACGCUGGACGAGGACUUCUCCUCUGGAACAAACGUAGUUGUCGGCUUCAACGGUUCUGGGAAGUCCAACUUUUUCCAGGCGAUUCUCUUCGUACUCUCUGACCAGUUCAGUUCUCUGCGUGCAGAGACUCGGAAGGCCCUUCUUCACGAGGGUGCCGGGCAGGCGGUACUGACGGCUUACGUCGAGGUUGUGUUAGACAACUCCGAUCGCCGUAUUCCUUUGGAAACCGACUCGGUGUCCAUCCGGCGCCUCAUCGGCGUGAAGAAGGACGACUGGCUUCUGGAUGGGAAGCAUGCCACCAAGGCAGAGAUCUUCGGACUCCUUGAGGGCGCAGGCUUCGCGAAAACGAGCCCGUACUACAUCGUGCAGCAAGGGAAGGUCAGCGAGCUUACGAUGAUGACGGAUGCACAACGGCUGGGUCUUCUCAAGAGUAUAUCCGGGGCCGGCAUUUGGGACGAGAGGCGCGCAGAAUCCGUUAAGAUUAUGGAGGACACCUCCACCCGGAAGAUGCGUAAUGAGGGCUUGAUCGCGGACAUUGAACAGAAGCUGAAAACCCUGGAGGAAGAGCAGCGUGAGCUCCGUGAGUGCGAAAGGUUGGAGGCUCGCCGCAGGACCCUGGAGUAUGCCUUGGCCGACCGGGAGUGGCGCUCAGCCCAGCAGCGCAUCGAUGUCCUGGAGGACAAGCGCGCGGAGGCCUCUCAGGAGCUACGCCAGCUGCAGGGGAAGGUCGCCGAUGUGCGGCAGCGAGCUGCGCAGGCGGAGGCGGAGGCCGAGAAACUCGAGGAGCAGAAGAGGCAGGUCUCGGAGGGCUUGGCAGCCCUGGAGUCCGAGCGUGAUCGGAAGUUCGAAGCGCUUACCAAGGCCGGCUUGGCUGCAGAGGAGGAGAGCCGACAGCGCAAGGAGGGCGAGGCACGAAACGAUCAGAAGCUGGUGGACUUGGCAGCCGCGCGCCGGGAGGUCGCGGAGGCCGCCGAGGUCAUUCAGAAGGAGCAGCCGCAGGUCCAAGCGGCCGAGGCCGCAUUCCGGGCGCUUGAGCAACAGCGCCAGGUGGCAGCAGCUGAGCGCGAGCAGCUGCUGGCAAAGCAAGGCCGCCGACAGCAGUUCAGCAGUGUGGAGGAAAGGAAUCGGGCGCUGGAUCAAGAGCUCAGCGCCCGGGGGCAAAAGCUGGAGGAGGCCCGGCGGAAGAUCGAUGUUUGCAACGAGCGCGAGCGCAGAAGGGAAGAAGCGCAGAAGACAUCUGCAGAAGUGGCGACGACAGGUCGAGCCGACCUGGCCAUCAAGGAGAAGCAGCUCGGGGAGUUGGGGAAGGAGGUCCGGAAUCUCGGGAGCAGACUGGACAAGCACGCCGAGGACCUGCGCUUGCUCCACCAGGAUCGCAACAAGGCCCUGCGAGACUUGGAGAGGCUUCGCAGCGAGGUCACCUCCUGCCAGAAUCGGCUAGACGGGACCAUGCCCAGGGCAAACCGUCAUGCUGUCUCAGCCGUGCUGAGCUGGGCAGCAGAGCAGGGCUUGCAGGACCGCAUUCGGGGCACACUCCUCUCCCACAUCGAGGUGGCCCCAACCUUCCGCGCAGCAGUGGAGAACUUUGCCGGCACUGCCUUGUUCAAUGUUCUUGCCAUGGAUGACGACGCGGCAGCUCAGGCCGUGAAGCACGUCCGGGUGCGGCGCUUGGGCGCCGUCGUAGUGACGCCGCUGAGCCAGCUGCCUCUACGGGCCCACACUUUCCCGACCUUAGAAGGUGUGAAGCCUCUGGUGGAUGUUGUGAGAUGUCCAGACUGGGUCCGGCCUGCUGUGCAGCAGAUCUUUGGCAGGGCGGUCGUUUGCUCCAGCAUGGAGCUGUGUGAGGAAGUCGCCCGGCACCACGGCAUCGAUGCAAUCUCGCUGGAUGGGGACCGGGUGAGUCGCAAAGGCGUCAUCACUGGUGGCUUCCAGGAUCCUCAGCGCUUCGUCCGCUUGUCCCUUGCUGAAGCCAUCAGAGUGGCGGAGCAGAAGCUCGAGAAAGCAGAGCGGAAACUUCCGGACUUCGAUGCCCAGAUUGAGACCGUGACCGACUCUGUCAACGGUUUGCACGUGGAGCGCCGCAGCAAACAGGAGCAGCGUGACAAGCUGAGGGCGGAGAUGCAGCGCUUGGCCGAGGAGGUGAAGGGCUCCGAAGAGGCGCUCUCGCGCGCCAACCGAGAGUUGACGGAGCUCCGGGAGUGGCGCCACCGCAUGGAGGUCUUGAUCCGCGAGUGCGAGGCUUCCAUCGCCGCCAAGCGCGCGGAGCGCGCCUCGCGGUCCCUGAACGGCCUCACCGCUGCCGAAGAGCGGCGCCUGCAGGCUUUGACGGAGCAACUCCAGGAGCUGCAGGGCCAGGAAGCGCAGGCACAGGAGGCGCUGAAGGUGCUGCAGACGAGCCUUGAAGAGAAGCAGGCGCAGCUGGAAGGUUCUUUGAGGCCCCGGCUGCAUUUGUUGGAGCUGGAGGUGGCCAGCACGGCUCCGGAGGAGACGGCCGAGCGGGCAGAGGAGGCGGUGAAGUUCCAAGGACGCAUUCAGAAAGAGCACGGAGAGGCCUUGAGCCGCUUGCAGAAGGAGGCCGAGGAGAUGCAGCGCUUAUCUGAGCGGCUUUCGGAGAGCCGAAAGCUUUCGGAGCAGCUCGUGACCGAAGAGCAGCGGGCCACGGACCAGGCAGCUCAGGCCUCGGUUCGCCUGGACCAGAUCACGGCGGAGCAGAGCGCCAUGAGCGCUAAGAAGGCGGAAGUCGACGGAAAGCUACAGGGCUUGGCGGCGGCACCCGUCGAGGUCGAGCAGUGCCGGCAGCUCCCCAAGGCCCAGCUUCUCCAGGAGCUCUCGGAGGCCACCCGCAUGUUACAACAGAUCCAGCACGUGAACCGCAAGGCUGUGGAGCAGUACGAGAACUUCUCGGAGCAGCUCCUGGAUCUGCAGGGUCGUAAGGAGCAGAUCGAAGCCGGGGAGGCCGCGAUCGCGGAAGCGAUCCAGCAGAUCGAUGCACAAAAGGAGGAGUCAGUGCACCAGGCUUUGCGCAAGGUGAACCAAAACUUUCAGCAAGUCUUCAGUGAGAUGGUUCCGGGAGGUGUCGGCCAGCUGCAUGUAACGCGACAGGCUCAGGGCGAGACGCAGAGUCAGGAAGGUCUGGGAGACAUUUCGGGCGUUCGCAUCGAGGUGUCCUUCACUGGCCAAGCACAAUCCUUCCUGUCCAUGAACCAGCUGUCCGGGGGCCAGAAGACCGUGGUCGCUUUGAGCUUGGUGUUCGCGAUCCAAAGGCUGGAGCCCGCUCCCUUCUAUUUGUUGGAUGAGGUCGAUGCAGCUCUAGAUGCCUCCUACCGCACGGCGCUGGCGAACCUCAUCGCACGCACGGCCAAGAAAUCUCAAGUGAUCAUGACAACCUUCAGGCCGGAGUCGCUGGACAAGGCCGACAGAUGCUACCGUGUUUACCAGCGGAACCGAGCAAGCCGCAUCGACGCAGUGAGCCGCGAAGUGGCCGCCGACCUGCUUCGUGAGCAGGACCGCUUGGCCCACUUGACUCAAGCCGAAGCCGGGGCGGAGGCUCAGGGAGCUCUCGCAGCCUGA